Molecule: messenger RNA, 774 nt
Organism: Hibiscus syriacus
Lineage: Eukaryota; Viridiplantae; Streptophyta; Magnoliopsida; Malvales; Malvaceae
Product: cytochrome P450 86B1-like
Exons: 1
Coding region: 1-774 (257 amino acids)
Molecular function (GO): monooxygenase activity; iron ion binding; heme binding
Source: RefSeq, a predicted model, not a curated record
AUGGCUUUCGACAUGCUUGUAGCACUUCUCUUGAUUGUCUCUUUUCUGUUUCUUGGCCAUUGGUAUAGAAACAGAAACUCCACUGUCGGGAAUUGGCCUGUCGUAGGGAUGUUGCCUGCACUGGCUUCCAAUGCCGAUCGAAUGCUUGAUUUCUUCACUGAUAUGCUUAAGUCCAACGGUGGCACUUUCAAGAUCCAGGGACCCUGGUUUGCAAGCUCCGACUUCCUUCUCACUGCCCACCCCAUGAACAUCAACCACAUUUUCUGCAAAAACCAUGGAAACUACGAGAAAGGCCCGGAGCUCAGGCAAAUCCUCGAGACCUAUGAAGGAAUAAUCACUUCAGAUUCAGAUAUGUGGAAGAGGCAAAAGAAGGCAUUGCUUUCAUUCUUCAAGUACAACAAGAAAUCUGCAGCGUACAUGGACCGAAUUCUUCUGCAGGUGCUCCAGGGAAGUCUCAUCCCGGUCCUCGAGCAUUUUCAGACACUUGGAACUGAAGUAGACCUCGAAGAUGUGCUUGGUCUGUUCAACUAUGACUACAUGUGCUUGUUGGGAUUCGGGGUCAACCCCAAAACUCUAUCCGCCGAAUUGCCUGUUGUCGAAAUCACAGAGGCAUUGGGACACAGAGAUGACGCUUUGGUUCAUACGAAGACUGUGCCUCCAAUGAUAUGGAAAUUGCAGAAAUGGCUUCAAAUUGGAAAGGAAAAAAAGCUGAGGAGAGGGUUGGAGAUGGUGGAUGAUUUUGCCCCACACACACAUUUCAUCAAGACGAGAUGA